Pararge aegeria (speckled wood butterfly) is the source of this 1556-nucleotide messenger RNA. Its product is annotated as lachesin-like. The transcript has 11 exons. Lineage: Eukaryota; Metazoa; Arthropoda; Insecta; Lepidoptera; Nymphalidae. Gene Ontology annotation, cellular component: neuron projection. The coding region runs from base 96 to 1556 and encodes 486 amino acids. The record is from RefSeq and is a predicted model, not a curated record.
GUACUUUUGGUGACUCGGGACUCCGUCGUCACAGAUGGACUUUCUAAUGUUGCUGUCAAAAGUGGAUGGCGUAAUAGCCAAGAGAUUGCGUAGAGAUGAGUGGGGUCCGUAAAGUGGAACUCUGCAACUGCAAGAUGCUUCUGACGGUCUACUGCGCGCUACUUCUAUGGAGGAUAGACGGCGUUGUUGAAAGCACUAAAGUGGUGAAAAGCAGUAUGCGGUACCAGACGACGUCCCCACUAAGCAGGGUUGGCCCAACAGCGACUCUGCGAGAUGUCGAACCAAAUUUCGUUGGGCCUAUCGAGAACGUCACAGUGGCUCUUGGUAGAGAAGCCGUACUCACGUGUUCAGUGUCAGACAUCGGUGAUUAUAAGGUGGCGUGGAUCCGAGCAGAUGAUCAGACAAUCCUGACGCUACACACGAAGCUAGUGACGCACAGUACCCGGUACGCGGUAACCAACGACUCACCAGGUUCGUGGCAGCUACACAUCCGGCCAUUGAAGGUGGAGGACCGGGGGUGUUAUAUGUGCCAGAUCAAUACUAGCACUAUGAAGAAACAAAUUGGCUGCGUCGAUGUACUAGUACCACCCAACAUAGUCGACGAAGGUACUAGCGGAGAUAUAGUGGCAAGAGAAGGCACAGAUGUAAGCAUCACGUGUAAAGCGGAUGGUAGACCUCUACCAAGGAUACUAUGGAGAAGAGAAGAUGUUACCAACAUACUUUUGAGGAAUGAAGAUGGUGAACUUCGUAAAGUUGAUAUGUACACCGGUCCAUCACUAAACCUCACAAAGGUGCAACGUCGACAAAUGGGUGCAUAUUUGUGUAUAGCAUCCAAUGAUGUACCGCCUUCGGUGAGCAAGAGGAUAAUGCUCAGUGUUAACUUUGGGCCCACAAUAAUGAUAGCGACGAAGGUGAUCGGAGUACCCACUGGAUCACAAACACAGAUGGAGUGCCUUGUAGAAGCUUAUCCUCCAGCCAUCAACUAUUGGCUAAAGAGUGGAGAGGAAAUGAUACUCUCUGGAGGAAAACAUGAGAUAAGCGAAGUUCGCGUCUCUUCUUACCAGAUAAGGACCGUCCUCACUGUUACAGAAUUUAGCAACGAAGACACUGGUACAUAUACCUGUAUAGCUACAAAUACGAUUGGCAAAUCUGAAGGGACUUUGAGAUUGUAUGAAAUAAAGAUAACUACCACGACGACAACAACAACGACAACAACGACUACCACAACAACGACAACCACGCCGUCAACAACAACAACAGAGUUUACAACACCGCAUCAUUACGUGGUGGCUUUACAACCAGCUGAGCAGAAAUUUUAUACACCCGAUGUGACAACAUAUGAUACAAUGCAGAACGUGAUAGAGCAGUCCGUCUUGGACAACAACUGGCAACCGACUGCGGGUUCUAGGAGCGUUAGCUACCACCAAGCUUUUUCUCUCCCCACCCUUACAAUUAUAUCAAUGUUGCCACAUCUCAUGAACUAUAUUAGUUAUGUAAAAAUGCUUACUUAUACUUAUAAACUUAGAUGUAAACCAAUGAUAAGAGGUGAAAGAUGA